Phytophthora infestans T30-4 is the source of this 945-nucleotide messenger RNA. RefSeq names its product dihydrodipicolinate synthase, putative. The record is from RefSeq and is a predicted model, not a curated record. Lineage: Eukaryota; Oomycota; Peronosporomycetes; Peronosporales; Peronosporaceae. Gene Ontology annotation, molecular function: 4-hydroxy-tetrahydrodipicolinate synthase activity. The transcript has 4 exons. The coding region runs from base 67 to 945 and encodes 292 amino acids.
CGACGUCAGUGGCUCCCCACAAUUCAAUAGACAGUCAAGGCGCCGCCCCACCUCCCCAGCCCAGCCAUGACCCUCAACUUGCAAGGAGCUUUUACCGCACUCGUGACGCCCUUCACAGAGGACGGCAGCGCUGUCGACUACGCCAAGCUGCGUGAGCUUGUGGAGUGGCAGAUCCAGGAGGGUAUCAACGGUCUCGUGCCGAUGGGCACGACGGGCGAGUGCCCCACGGUCUCCCACGAGGAGCACGACCGCGUUGUCUCGGAGGUGGUGGCUACGGUCAAUGGCCGCGUGCCUGUGAUUGCCGGUACGGGCUCCAACAACACUGCGGAGGCUCUGCGUCUCACUCGCGCGGCCAAGGACGCCGGUGCCGACGCCUGCCUGGUGGUUUGCCCGUACUACAACAAGCCCACGCAGAAGGGUCUGUACGCCCACUUCAAGGCCGUGGCCGAGGUGGGUCUGCCUGUGGUGGUGUACAACAUCCCCGGCCGGACCAACGUCAACCUGACGCCACAGACAAUUGCUGAGCUAGCCAAGCUUCCCAACAUCGUGGCCAUCAAGGAGUCGACCGGCUCGCUGGACCAGGCCAUGGAGAUCGCUGCGCUCUGCGACAUCACUAUCCUGUCGGGCGACGACAACCUGACCCUGCCGCUUAUGGCCAUGGGCGCCAAGGGCGUCAUCAGUGUACUCUCCAACGCCUCUCCCAAGAAGGUGCUGGCUGUCACUGACCCCAUGCGCAAGGGUGACUACGCUGCCGCCCGCAAGGCUGCUCUGGAGAACAUCUUCCUGGUCAAGUCACUGUUCAGCGAGGCCAACCCGCAGCCCAUCAAGAAGGUGCUGCAGCUCAUGGGCAAGUGCACAGCUACUGUGCGUGCCCCGUUGGUGGAGUGCGAGCCUUCAACUGUCGAGAACCUCACUAAACUGGCCAAGGAGCACAAGUUUAUCUAA